AGUAAAUUUGGCUCAUAUAUUGGGGGACGGUGAAAAAUGGUUGGUAGAUUUAUUUCAUGCAACUAUACAUGCAUCAGAGGAAGAAUCUGCAUUCUGUAAAGCCUUUACGGUCGUAACAAAGAUGUUUUCAUACUAUCCCAAGUCAGUACGAGAAGAAUGUGGACAAGAAAUAUGGCAGCAGUACACACAACCUUUAAAAAUGACCUCUGAUGGAAAUGUUGAUUCUGACUCCCUGUGGAAAUCAUUAUAUGUCUUUUACUGCCUGAAGAACUAUUUCUUCCCUCUGGAAGAAUCGGUCAAAGAAGACUUGGUGUUUAACCUAAGUAGUGAUAAUUUCUGGACUAUUGUGCAGGCGGGUCUUGUGGGUGUUGAUCCCUCUCAUCGCAAACUGUCCAUGUAUCUCCUGAAACGGCUAGUUGACACGUGUAAUAAGAAUAAGUGCACACUUAACGCACCAGUUGCUGGUGAAACUACUUCAAAGAAAUUUAGUGACAAAGUUCCUCUAUUUUGGUGGUCACCUAAAUACGGUGACCAGCUGACAGUUAUAUGGGAUCAUUUCUUUUUAAUGAUAGAGACUCUAGAAGAAAAGCAGGUUUGUAUACAAAUUCUACUUUUCAUAUAUUAUUAUCAUGUAAUCUUUGAAAACUAUUAUUAGAAAUCCUUGUUUCAAAAUAAAUUUGCCGUAGUAAAUUUAAGCUCUCUUUUUUUUUUAAAAUAUAUGCCAAAUCUAUUAGAAAAAACAGACAUUUAUUUCAUUCAAAACUAGUUUACUUACUUAUACUAAAUAUUGGGUACAUCUUAGUUUUCUAGACAAAAUAGACAUAUUACUGGUACAUCUUAAUUUUAUAGAGUAAAAAGACUUAUCACUGGGACAUCUCAGUCCUUGACUAAAUAAUCACCAAUGAUUUAUCGUAAACAGUUGAGUUGUUGAUGGAUGUUUGACUGGAACAAUGAGCUGUUGAUAGAAGACUGAGUUGUUGAUGGAUGUUUGACUGGAACAAUGAGCUGUUGAGCUGUUGAUAGAAGACUGAGUUGUUGAUGGAUGUUUCUCUGUUAUCUCCUCAAUAGGUUCAUGUCAUCAAGCCAUUACUUCCCAGAAUGCAGAAACUUCUUGAUGCCAGUUCCAUAACCUCUGAAGAAGGUAACUGUAGAAAACACUUAUUAACCUUAGAUAUUUCUGAAUAUUUCAAGUUAUUGAACGUACAGUAGACAAUCAUGAACACUUGUGACAUGUUCACUUCAAAUGUUAUGUCAGGAGUACAAUGAAGUUUUGCUUUACAGGUCUUCCGUUACUUCACUCCUCAUGGCUGGUUACCAUAGUUACGCGAUGCUUUCACCACGACAGUAUAUAUAUGUCUCGAUGGGGUGCGCAGAUAUUACUGAACUUGGAUUUGAAUAAAGUUCCAUUAGUUAAACAUCACCAGCUCAAGGUGGGCAAACUUUAAGCAUGCGGAAUAAGAAGUUCAAUUAAUUUGGACUGAUUUUAAGCACAGUGUAAAUAUUUUUAAAAGUCUUUCAAUUAUGAGUGACAAGACAGAUAUGUUGUUUUGUUAAAAAUAUUUUCAACUGUUUAUAGGAAUUGAAUAUUUGUAUUUUCUGAAGGAAAAGUUUGAGUACUUUAAGGAAUAUUUGUAUAUCGUGUGAAGAAAUUGAUGAAUGUAGGUUGUUCUAAAUAUAGUUACAGCAUGUUGACAAUGAUAUUCCACAGUUUUUGUCACAUGACCUCUUGAUGUACCUUCAAGAAAACAAACUUUACAGUCGGUAUGUAAAAUAUUUAUCUAAAAUGGAAUCAAGAAUCGAAAUAAGUAUUAUGGUAUAAAUUGAAUUUUUUGAACAGUUCCUAGUUAUUAUGUGUUUAUUAUGUGGUAUUGAGAAGACAAUGGCUUUAUACACUCCUGCUGUACUAGUGCACACUCCAAUUGCUCCACAUGCACCUGCCUGCUCCAAUGCAUUACUUACUAAUGCACAGCACACUCCCAAUGUUGCACACCUGCUUGCCCCACUGUAUUAUUUGCUCAUGCACAGCACACUCCCAAUGUUCCACAUGCACCUGUCUGACCCACUGCAUUUAGCUCUAUUAUCCCUGAUUAAGGCUUUUAACUACUAAACUCUCUUAAAACAAACAUCUGCUACGGUUACUGCUAUGCUUGGGAGAACAUCCGUCUUCUUGAAGAUAAAUUUCAGAACGUUUUUAACUUAGUAAAUUCCGAGAGUUUGAAGUUAAGCUUGGCUCUCCAAAUGUUUGAGAUGUUUAUUAAUCUUAGAUGAUGAAACCAUUGAAAAGAUUCUUAUUGAAACUGUAGAAUCUAUUGACAAAAAUGUUAUUGACCCAAUGGUGGCAAAUGACUCGGUUAUGUGCAGUAGAUGGUGGGUUAUGUGGAUUAAUGGACUUAAAUAGUGAGAUAUGUACAUUAGAGGGCUUCAAUAGUGAGAUAUGUGCAUUAAGGGGCUUAAAUAGUGAGAUAUGUGCAUUAAGGGGCUUAAAUAGUGAGAUAUGUGCAUUAAGGGGCUUAAAUAGUGAGAUAUGUGCAUUAAGGGGCUUAAAUAGUGAGAUAUAUCAAUAAGGGGGCUUAAAUAGUGAGAUAUAUCAAUUAGGGGGCUUAAAUAGUGAGAUAUGUGCAUUAAGGGGCUUAAAUAGUGAGAUAUGUGCAUUAGGAGGCUUAAAUAGUGAGAUAUGUGCAUUAUGGGGCUUAAAUAGUGAGAUAUAUGCAUUAGGGUGCUUAAAUAGUGAGAUAUGUGCAUUAGGGGGCUUAAAUAGUGAGAUAUGUGCAUUAAGGAGCUUAAAUAGUGAGAUAUAUGCAUUAGGGGGCUUAAAUAGUGAGAUAUGUGCAUUAAGGGGCUUAAAUAGUGAGAUAUGUGCAUUAAGGGGCUUAAAUAGUGAGAUAUGUGCCUUAGGGGGCUUAAAUAGUGAGAUAUGUGCAUUAAGGGGCUUAAAUAGUGAGAUAUGUGCAUUAGGGGGCUUCAUCAUCAGUGGCGUUUAGCCUAUGCAGGGCCCUGGCCUGCUCCACCACAUUAUUCCAUUCGGAACGUUCCAUGGCAUUCCGACUCCAUGCGCGAACUCCCAACUGGUGUAAAUCUUUUCUACAUCGUUGAUCCAUCUUAGCCUUGGGCGACCGGUUAGUCGUCUGCCCCUAGGUUUCUGCCUGUAUAUCACUUUUGCUGCUCUACAUUGUGGGUUAUGUGCAGUAGUGGGCUUACAUUGUGGGAAAUAAUCCAUAUAAUUUAUUUUAAGUUUUCAUUUCAUCUUUCAGAUAUGAAGGAACAUUUCUGGGUAAUUGUUCACCGAUUGGCCAAGCACUGAAAACAUUUUUUGCAAACCUCUUUUCUUCACUCACAAAAGACCAAAAAGGUAAAAGCAAGUGUUCUAUUCUUUAAAUGUUGUCAGUUAGUUGUGUUGUCUUUGUAGCAUCUGAAAAGUCAUCAAAUCUCUUUGGAUCCCCUUAACUCUGGUCUAGGUGCUAUGCUACUCCCCUUAACUGUGGUCCGGGUGCUAUGCCACUCCCCUUAACUGUGGUCCGGGUGCUAUGCCACUCCCCUUAACUGUGGUCUAGGUGCCAUGCUACUCCCCUUAACUGUGGUCCGGGUGCUAUGCCACUCCCAUUAAUUGUGGUCUGGGUGCUAUGCCACUCCCCUUAACUGUGGUCCGGGUGCUAUGCCACUCCCCUUAACUGUGGUCCGGGUGCUAUGCUACUCCCCUUAACUGUGGUCCGGGUGAUAUGCUUCGGUUAUAUUUUUGUUCAAUCCUUACCAACUUUGUCGUAGAUGUGGAAAUAUUGAGUUUAUUUUAUUUUGUUGACUCGAUGCUGAGAAGCCCCUUUGCCUUCUUUAUUUCAUAUUUCAGUGGAGUAUCUGAGAAAUCUGCUCCAGAUUAUUUGUGACAACAGUUGGGGCUCCAUCCCAAUGGUGUUUGUGUUUCAAGGCUUGAGUCAUGUUCCAGCAGAUCCUGUUGUUGGGCCAGAGCUGCUACAGCUGAUAAGGUGGUUUAAGUUUCUCAGAUUGCUAGCUACAUCAUGUCCAGUGUUUCAUUUUGGCUUAAAAUUCUGUAAACAUUUAAAAAAUUUGUGUGUGCAUUGUAACUAUGAGAUAAGAUCAGAUUCUUUUAUUGAUCCAAUCAAACGGAAAUGUUUUUUGAUUGGGUUGUACAUUUUCAGCAUAUAACUAAAACAAUUUGAACACAAGACAUCUACAUUAAAUUAUUUCACUUGUGGAAAAAAACAGCCAUUCAGUGAAUUCUCUUGGCCGUAUCGGGGACCUUAUUAGUUCUCAUUUAGAUUUGUGACUUCUGGGGGAGCACGCUGGUUAAAUUGUACGGAUAGGGGAACAUUUAUACAAACAAGCUUAGACUUUCCAAGAAGAAUUGACUUAUUAAGUAUAGGCAUUAUAACUCAAAUAUGCUUCUCAUUGCUUGUUUGUUGUGUCAUCUAAUUUGAAAAGAAGACAAAUGAUAUAGAUUGACUUCAUCUUAUUAUUUGUUUUCUUGUUUCGAAAGGCAGGUGCUUCAGACGUGCUUGACAUUCCAUGAAAUAGUUACCAGAGGAG
Molecule: messenger RNA, 4539 nt
Organism: Lymnaea stagnalis (great pond snail)
Lineage: Eukaryota; Metazoa; Mollusca; Gastropoda; Lymnaeidae
Source: the annotation of a GenBank genome assembly